AUGCCACAAGAAGGUGAAGAGGAAGAUAAGAAACGGCCCAUUACACCGCCACCCCCACCAUCACAGUCCGAUGUGAUGGACGAUGAUGAGGAUGAUGAGAAUGAUGGUAUUAUGGUCAUGCCAAAUGAUGAUGCUGAAACUGUUAACGAUGAGACUGAUGCUGAUGCUGAUGCUGAUAACGAUAAUCCAGCUGCUGCUGGGACCAUCAUGCCACGACGAAACUCGGAAACCGCCACCCUGGGAUCUGAUUUUCAGGCCUUGUAUCAAAAUCCUCAAGAUCCCAGCACGAUAAUGCCAGAACCAGAAGAACCGACCUAUGCACCAUCCCCACAAGCCAUGGAAGAGCGACUUCAAGACUAUGACACCCAAUCCAGUAUGGCCGAUUCGAGUUUGAGUGACUCCUCUGCAUCAAGCGGAUUCUUGACGGGAAGUUCCAAUGGAAGCAUCAGUGAAGACGAUUCCGAUGCCGCCACGGCUUCCAUUUUGAGCAUUGCCACGAGCAUUACCAGUGUGUCCAGUAUGGAAGGCACUUCUCUCAACGACAUUGGUCAAAAUCCUACUCGUCGUCGACGAAAGAAUUCCUACGACAGCAACAGUAGCGGAAUUUCCUUUAGUUCGAGUUCCGACCUGGCAAGUUCGGACGGUGACUUUGUGGAUCCAGCGGUCCAUACUUCGAUUCGAGCCUAUGGUACUGGAGCUGGCAAAUAUCGAAAGGAAAAGAAUGAUAACGGAAUAUCCACGCACCGAACCACCAAUGGAGAUCGGUUGUGUACAUUGGUAUGGGAUUGUUGUGUAUACACGGGUGUAUUCUGUUGCGUCUUGCUUUGGGAUUCUCGGUAG
Cylindrotheca closterium is the source of this 840-nucleotide messenger RNA. The record is from the annotation of a GenBank genome assembly. NCBI's taxonomy places the organism in Eukaryota, Bacillariophyta, Bacillariophyceae, Bacillariales, Bacillariaceae.